AUGGCAGAAGCUCUCCUGGAGAUUAAAGACGUGGAGUGCACCAAGCCGAAGGGCGACCGCCUCUUCACGAACGUCAACUUCACCGUCAAUGAAGGUGAUAUAGUCGUCAUACAGGGAAAGAGUGGUGCAGGGAAGUCAACAUUGCUAAAAUGCCUAGCCCACCUCAACUUGCACAGCGGGGAUGUUUGCUAUCGGGGCAGGACGGCCAGGUCGUACGGUAUCCCAUAUUUCCGAACUCGUGUGAUGUAUGUACCCCAACGCGCCUCAUUGUUACCGGGUACGCCGCGAGACUUCAUGGCUGCCAUAUCGUUAUUUGGAUCAUAUAAUCAGAAAUCCUCCACGAAACCAAAGGGAUUGUCACACGAGGUCGUCGAGCUUGCCGAGUCAUGGGGAAUUGACGAGGAACUCUGGGAUAGGAAUUGGAGCAACUUGAGCGGUGGCGAGAUGCAAAGGGUUGCGCUAGCGAUCGCAGUUGGCCUCCGGAGUGCUGAAGUUCUGCUUCUUGAUGAGCCUACAUCUGCUCUAGACCCUGAUAGUUCUGCGCGCGUUGAGAACUAUCUCAAGUCGCAGAUCGAAGCAGUAGACUCAAACCUCAAAGCUCUCGUGUGGGUAACACACUCCGAAGAGCAAGGAAAGCGUGUAGGGACUAGGUUCCUCCGACUUUCUGCUGGUGGCGUUCAGGAAGAGAAUGCGCAUCUUGAUGUGUAA
This is a messenger RNA of Fibroporia radiculosa, 708 nucleotides long. RefSeq lists its product as uncharacterized. The transcript has 5 exons. Bases 1 to 708 code for a protein of 235 amino acids. NCBI's taxonomy places the organism in Eukaryota, Fungi, Basidiomycota, Agaricomycetes, Polyporales, Fibroporiaceae. Gene Ontology annotation, molecular function: ATP hydrolysis activity; ATP binding. The record is from RefSeq and is a predicted model, not a curated record.